Vicia villosa (hairy vetch) is the source of this 1999-nucleotide messenger RNA. RefSeq lists its product as uncharacterized. The transcript is spliced from 4 exons. Bases 232 to 1665 code for a protein of 477 amino acids. Lineage: Eukaryota; Viridiplantae; Streptophyta; Magnoliopsida; Fabales; Fabaceae. The record is from RefSeq and is a predicted model, not a curated record.
AUAGAUUCUUUGACUUCACAUUCUUGAUCAUUUUUCUAGAAUACUAAUAAUUACAGUUAUAUCAACUAGUUGUUUGAUAGUUUCACACACAACACAACACAAACCAAUUCCUCUUCUUCUUUCUCCUCCAAAGAAAGAACAAAACAUCAUACAUAACAUAACCUACCAUGACAUGUAACACAACAUCAUCAUCAUCAUCAACAACCUCAAACUAAUCACCCCCUUCCAACCAUGAUCAUGGACAGAACCGACUCACCAACCCGCGACCAAAAAGUCGUAUCAAUCGAAUGCCUAAAAGGAAGCUCCAAAGCCGACGAAUGGACCGGCGACAUGCUUCAAACCGGCGACAUAGUCGAAGAGCUUCGCAUCGGAGCAAAAUCAAACUCCCUCAUCCGGUUCAACUCACCUUUCAAAAAUGGAAAAUCUGGAAUCCAGAAGAUUCUUCAAGAAGCUUUCAAGAAAAAGGAAACAUCGAUCAUGAUCCGUGUUCGAAGAGGCUUAGAUGAAUUUGCGGAGCUUCAAGCGUGUAUUGUUCCGAAUGAUUCCUCCGGGAAGAAACAGUUUGUUCUGAGAUCCAUUUCUGACCCGAAUUAUGUUGUCGGGUUUCUGGAUCGAACCGAAGUUGAAUGCUUUGAGAUUCAAGGUUCAAGGAGCAGUAGGAUGGUAAAUGCACUAACGAGGACGAAACUACAGGACGGAUAUGUUUCUUAUCCAUGGGAGAGAAGGAUGCAGGAGAUGCUAACAGUUCCAAAUUCAAGCAAUUUUCUUUCCAUAUUACUCCUACCAAAAGCUUCCGAUAGAGUAGCAUCGCGCUACAAUGAUCUGGAAGAUACCCUAGCACGAGCAAAUGCUUGGAUCAAUGCAGGUCAAGCUUCAGGUGUCCCUAUUGUCUUCAUGAACAUUCAAACCGAGUCGCUACUUACUAAGAUAUCUGGGGAGACAGCUUCUUCCACUGUGAAUGCUGGCUCUCUUGCUGACUUAUCUAACCUAGCAAAUGCAAGUCUUUACGGCUUUGAGGAUUACCAUGGAAUAGACAUAGGCGUUGUUCGAGCCGUGCGGUUAUGGUAUGCUCCUGUCGGAGGAGAGCUUUCUAUGGAGAUUAAACUAAAAGAAGAGGACUCGAAACUCGGAUUCGCCAUUAGCCGUACAGAAGAGGGAUUUAUAUUCAUUUCAUCAGUGAUUAAUCAAGAAAACGUACCUGCUACGCGUUCGGGGCUAAGCAGUCUAUAUAAAUUAGCAACAGAUACUUGUAGAUUAUUGGUAGUUUCAAGAGUGUCAAACCAAAAAGUACUUCCAUGGAUGGUAUCUUCAACAGGAGCGAUUCGAUGUUACGACACAGUUUCCUUAAGCCAGAAGCUAUCUUUGCACAGACACACUAGAGUUCCAAUUCUCCUUCAUGUCUUCCUUUGGGACAGAUCGUUGGUUAAUUCGAGCGGUGGAAGCAAUAGAUUCAGAGCUUUAUCUCCGCCUGUGAUGCAACCAUUACCAUCCGAAGUUCAAAUUGGUCGCUUUUCGAACGAAACUCAUACACUUCCAUUGCCUCCAGAAGCUUCUGAUCCAACUGAUAUCACUAGUGAAGUUUCGCACUCGAGGCUCGAGAGAGACACAGCUGGUGAAGCCUCUUUCAGAUUUCAUGACUUCUCUUUAUCUAGCAAUUGGGUAUGAUAUAAAUUAUACAUAUUUGGAGAUUAUGAUUUUGUUGUUUGUUUUUGUAAUGUACAUAAAUACAAACUAUAUACAUUACAUUGGACUUGUAGAACAAUGAAGCAAUGCAUAUAGAGUUGGUUAUAUACUUUAGAAAAAAAUGACCUUUAUUUUGUCUGCUCUGUAGUUUAUGAUCUUGAUAAUGUACUCUAUUGUGCUAAGUAGUAAGAAAUUUAUUUAGUAGUAGACUAGUUUUUAAGAGAGUAGAAUUGGAAUGAAUAAAUGUAAUUAGUUGUCUAUGUGAGGUUGGAAUUUUAUAUUCCUAUAAUUAUAUGGUCCCAUUUUAUCUCAUAAA